AUGCACGGUAACGGCAGUAAUACGACGGAAUAUUCCAGCAAUCAAUCGACUAAAGUUGAAAAUCCCAAAGAAGAAUGCUUUACAAUCAAGAUAUCAGGAGCAGAAAUAAAGGAUGAACAGAAAAAAACUGCAUCUGGAAUCAUAGCAGAAAACAAUGGGAAAGCAGAUGAAGUUGUGAAAAGCUCCGUGAAAGAUGUAGGAGAGCACUCUGCCAGCUUAUCAGAACCAGGAACCAGUAAGAUGAUAACGCUUGAAGAACUCAUUCGAAGAACUGAGAUUCGCAGAGCAGCUGGCCAAACAAAGUGGUGA
Messenger RNA from Thelazia callipaeda (thelaziosis nematode), 309 nucleotides. NCBI's taxonomy places the organism in Eukaryota, Metazoa, Nematoda, Chromadorea, Rhabditida, Thelaziidae. The record is from the annotation of a GenBank genome assembly.